AUGAGCAGCAAUCCUGACGCGCACUCAGGUAUCUGCUCGGGCAAAUCGUCCAUAGCGUCCUACUUAGUAGAGGAGCACAAUUUCAAGCGCAUCAGACUAGCUCGCACUGCUUCUACGCCCGCGGUUGAGAAGUCGGCCUCCGACGCCCACGUGCCACUUGACACACCCCCAAACGAGAACAACGAGCCUUGCUUUCAAGACGUCCAGAGCCUGAUUGACUUCGUCACCAAAAAAUGGCAGGACCGCUGGGUCACUACGGACAUUUGGGAUGAAGAGAUCGUCGAUGUCUUGUUACGCCGCCCCUUCUUCCUUCUGGUGAGCGUGGAUGCUCCCGUAACUCUCCGUUGGGAGCGCCUCAAGGCACGUUGCGCCGCCUCCUCCCUCGAAGCCCCCGACCUCUCGUCCUUCGUCCUCCGCAACGAUUCCCACCUUUAUUCCCCGCCCACACGCCUUGCCUCGCUCCUCCAGCGCGCCCAGCUCCGCCUCCUCAACAGCAGCCCGUCCCUGUCCUCCCUCCACGCUGCCCUCGCUGCGCUCGACCUCCCCAACGAGUCCCGGCUGCGGCCGGCGUGGGACCAGUACUUCAUGCAGCUGGCGUCGCUAGCGGCGCAGCGUAGCAACUGCAUGAAGCGGCGGGUUGGAUGCGUGCUGGUGCGCGAGCGGCGGGUUGUCAGCACGGGCUACAACGGCACGCCGCGCAAGAUGCGCAACUGCAACGAGGGCGGCUGCCCGCGCUGCAACGCGGCCACGCCCGGUGGCUCAUCGCUGGCCACGUGCUUCUGCCUGCACGCCGAGGAGAACGCGCUGCUCGAGGCGGGCCGCGAGCGCAUUCGCGAGGGCAGCAUCUUGUACUGCGACACUUGCCCCUGCCUGACGUGCAGCAUCAAGAUCACGCAGGUCGGCAUCUCUGAGGUCGUGUACAGUCAGACGUACAGCAUGGACGUCGACUCGGCGAAGAUCUUCGAAGAGGGCGGGGUUACGUUGAGACAGUUUGUGCCGCCGAGGGAAGGGCUCGUUGAUCUUGGGGAGCCUGAUGCGAAGCGGGGCUGA
This is a messenger RNA of Diplodia corticola, 1050 nucleotides long. RefSeq names its product deoxycytidylate deaminase. The coding region runs from base 1 to 1050 and encodes 349 amino acids. Gene Ontology annotation, molecular function: zinc ion binding; hydrolase activity. NCBI's taxonomy places the organism in Eukaryota, Fungi, Ascomycota, Dothideomycetes, Botryosphaeriales, Botryosphaeriaceae. The transcript has 2 exons. The record is from RefSeq and is a predicted model, not a curated record.